AUGGGACGCAGCGCAAGUCGGAGCCGCGACGGGGCAGCCAGCAAUGGAAAAGACAAGGGCGGCGACGGCAAACGUGAGAAAGGCACUAUUAACACAUGGAACAACGACAGGCAGUUCGGUUUUGUUUCCUGCGAUAGCGGCCGCCAAGAUCUCUUCACCCAUGCCGAGUACAUUACGGACACCAAUGCCCGCUACGAUGCCAAGACCAGGGGGUUGCGUCGCGGCGACAGGAUUGCCUUUGACGUAGAGGAGCCGCAAGGAAGUAAGAAGAGCAUGCAGGCCGUGAAUGUGGAGAUCCUUGACCUUGUGAAACGUUCCCGUAGCCCUUCGCGGCGCCGAAGCCGCAGCCGUGGCCGUGGAGGUGGAGGUGGAGGACGUGGGCGUUCCAGGUCGCGAGGCCGCAACACGCGACCCAAAGAACAAAGGGCGGGGGACUGGGAGUGUCCCAAGUGUGGCGAUUACCAAUUUGCCAGGAAUACGGAGUGUCGGAAGUGUGGUGCUAAGCCCCGCUCCGCUCGUUCCGACUCACGGAAACCGGCCAAGCGCGGUGACUCCCGCAGGCGCAGUCCGCCGCCGCGCCGCCGCAGUAACAGCCGCCGCAGUGACAGCCGCCGUCGAAGGAGCCCGGGACGCUGA
Messenger RNA from Cladocopium goreaui, 636 nucleotides. The record is from the annotation of a GenBank genome assembly. Lineage: Eukaryota; Dinophyceae; Suessiales; Symbiodiniaceae.